Messenger RNA from Botrytis byssoidea, 696 nucleotides. RefSeq lists its product as uncharacterized. Gene Ontology annotation, cellular component: nucleus; cytoplasm. Gene Ontology annotation, molecular function: protein binding. Gene Ontology annotation, biological process: proteasome regulatory particle assembly. The coding region runs from base 1 to 696 and encodes 231 amino acids. The record is from RefSeq and is a predicted model, not a curated record. The transcript is spliced from 4 exons. NCBI's taxonomy places the organism in Eukaryota, Fungi, Ascomycota, Leotiomycetes, Helotiales, Sclerotiniaceae.
AUGGAAAAUCUACAUGCCCCUACGAUUCCUUCUGGUCCUACAUCUGGACUAGGAGCCACAAAUGGAGUGCAAACCAAUGGCCUAACACUUGCUCAACUUCAGGCUAAGAAAGACAAUAUAGAAGCUGAAAUCAAAGCUCUGAGUGGUGUUCUUGACUCGCAUGGUGUGGACAUGAAUACAAGACUUUUGACUCCUGAUGGUUUCCCUAGAGCAGAUUUGGACGUUGCACAAAUUAGAACUACUAGAUCACGAAUAAUUUAUCUCAAAAACGACCACAAAGCUCUCAUGAGCGUCAUUGAGAAGCAUAUUCACGAACAUUUUGCAAAACUUGCCGAGAACCCAAAUACAGAGGAGCCCGUCGUCGACGAAGUUCAGGCUAGUAGAAUUGUACCUUCUUUCGAUGAGCCAGCACCUUUGGAUGUACCGUUCGCAAAGGUCAAUAGUGUUGCAGCGGGAAGCCCUGCGGACGACGCUGGUCUAAAAGCUGGUGAUACGAUCAGAAAUUUUGGUUAUGUCAAUCAUGCGAAUCAUGAUGGCUUAAAAAGGGUGGGAGAAUGUGUACAAGGAAAUGAGGGUCGCGAGGUUAUGGUAAAGGUUUCAAGAGAUUUGGGACGCCAAGAGCUACAAUUAAGUUUGACACCACGAAGAAACUGGGGAGGCAGAGGGCUUUUGGGCUGUCAUAUUCUGCCAUUGUAG